AAGCUCGCGGAGUAGGAACAGAAAUGCGGGGCGUUCUGGUGCUAUGUUUGACCGUAGCGGUCGCGUUUGCGGCGGAUACUGGAAGUCCUACACCCUUCCAGUUUGUCACGUCGACACCAAGCUACAAUCGGUACUUUGGAAGAUAUACAACUCCUGCUAACACCGGUCGCUACGAAGGCCGCUAUGACCCUGGUCGCUAUAACGCCGGUCGUUAUGACCCUGGCAGAUACGACCCCGGUAAAUACGACCCUGGUAAAUACAAUCCCGGCAAAUACGAUCAAUCUGGACGCUGGAUUCCUGACGAUUCUGGCAAAUACAAUGGUGAUCGGGGGGACCGUGGCGGCGCUGGUGGCUUCUACGUUCACCAAGGAAGCGACGGUGGAAAGUACCAGCCCGAUAACAACGACUACAACGGCGGAAGUGGCUACACUGGAGCAGUGUACACAACUCCUGCUUACGUCCCUACAACUACCGAAGCACCGAGACCGACGACUACCUUGGCGCCCAGCCCAUCUCCUUCUCCGAGCCCUAGCCCAAGUCCAAGCCCUGUUCCUAUUUUCGUGCCAACAUACAAGCCCACUCAACAACCAUACGUCAUUCCUCCAAACCGAGCUUAUGACGAGAACUACUUGAAGAAAUACGACAUCAUCCGUUUGUACCACGAUUACCUUCCCCCUGGUGGUUAUCAUUACCUUCUUGAGACUGAAAACAAAAUCCUCGCUGAGCAAGAUGGCAAAGUCGAGCAAAUAAACAACGAAAGUUAUGGUCCCAGAGUUAAAGGAUUCUACGAGUACCUUGGCCCCGACGGCGUUACUUACAGAGUCGACUAUACCGCUGAUGAGUUCGGCUACAAGCCCGUGGGUGUUCAUCUACCUUGAAUGUUCUAGUCACUAAGUUUAUAUCUAUUUGUAAGGUAUUUUUAGUGCUGUUUAAUUCUUCUGAAGCUUCUUGAAAAAAUAUGACUUUAAUUUCCUAACUUUUUAUUAUUUGCAAUAGUAUUGGAAAUAAAGAUUUAUUUAAUUUA
Messenger RNA from Papilio polytes (common Mormon), 1024 nucleotides. RefSeq names its product larval cuticle protein LCP-30-like. Lineage: Eukaryota; Metazoa; Arthropoda; Insecta; Lepidoptera; Papilionidae. The record is from RefSeq and is a predicted model, not a curated record. The transcript is spliced from 5 exons. Bases 24 to 878 code for a protein of 284 amino acids.